GUGGCACCCGUGUGAACCAUGGACGAUUUAGCCGCCCCUGCACCCGCCUCCGUGGGCUUCACCUACACAGUGGCCGCCUCGCAGACCUUGGGCCUGGCUGUGAUCCUGGUCGUGGGGGCCUGGAUGGGUGUGUACCGUGGGGGCUUCGCUUGGGAGAGCCCAGAACUGCAGUUCAACGCCCAUCCGCUGUGCAUGAUUGUUGGAAUGGUGUUCUUGCAAGGAGAUGCCCUCCUGGUCUAUCGGAUUUUCAGGAACGAGAGCAAGCGUUCCACCAAGAUUCUGCACGGCCUCCUCCAUGCCCUGGCCCUGGUCAUUGCCCUGGUUGGUCUGAUCGCUGUCUUUGAAUACCAUAAGAAGAAAAGCUUUCCGAAUAUGUACAGCCUGCAUAGCUGGUGUGGAAUUGCUGCUUUUAGCUUCUACUUGCUACAGUGGCUGCUUGGACUGGUCUUUUUCCUCUGCCCUGGAGUUUCAUUCUCGGUCCGCAGCAGAUACAAACCGCAGCACGUGUUCUUUGGGGUCUUCCUCCUCGUCCUCUCUAUCGCCACAGCACUCCUGGGGAUCCUGGAACUGCUGCUCUUCAAGAUAAGAGACAGCUACAGUUCGCUCGUCCCUGAAGGCGUCUUGGCCAAUGUCUUGGGCCUCUUGCUGGUGGCCUUUGGGGCCGCUCUGGCCUACAUCCUGACCCGGGAUGGGUGGCGAAGAACCCCCUUGGCCGAGGAGCAGGCGCUCUCCAUGGAUUUCAAAACCCUCACGGGGGGAGAGAGCCCGGCAGGCUCCCCCUGAGGCCACCCCCCCCCCCGCGGCCUGUGUGGGUGGCUCUGUGUGAGUGCGCCUCCGUGUUGCCAACUGUGGUGCCGUCCGUGCUUCUCGGGCAUAAGCAGCCCCCUCCUUGACAGCCGCACAGCGCAGCUUCCGCUUUCCUGCCCUUAGCUGGUCACUCAGUAAGGAGCAGGGAUCUAAUUCAGAGGCUGCGCAAGGGAGGCUGGAGCUGUCUUUACUGCUGCUUUUGUGACUCUGGACUCUGUGCCAUGUUCCCAGGGGGUGGGGAGGGUUCCGGAGGCGGGCGCCCUCCCCCCAGUUCUGCCUUUGUCAGUCCCUGUGUGUCUGAGUGUAACUAAUCAUUGGCUGGCUUGCAAGAGAUUUCUCUACUCAGUUCUAGAGGAGGGAGGGAUAGGAUCCAAAAAUGGCUUUGGAAGGGAGGGGAAGGUAGCCAGCUCCGUGCAAUUGGAAGCCAUGUUGCUUAUCGAGGUUUUUUUUGUUGUUCAGUCGCACAGUCGAGUCCGACUCUUUGCGACCCCAUGGACCAGAUCGAGGAAUGGACCUUACAAAAAUAAAUUCUGGGUGCCUUUUGUCUCUCCCCCAGUGCCUGGGUCAAAUGAAUUUCUGGAAUGUUAGCUUCUUGCCGAAUAGAUCCACAUAUUGUCACAACGACCAGGCUCAAAUUGCCUUCAUCUCUCUCUUUGACGGAAAUUUGACUGAUAAUUUGCAUGCAUUGAUUUUAUUCUCUGGGAGCGACACUCCCAACAGAGAUGAAACCAGACUCAUUUGCUUUGCCUCUUUCAUCUUCAUGGGUGGAGGGACACCCCUAUUAAACUUCCUAGAGGGUGUUAAAACCAGGCUUAGAUGAAAAGGGGGGAGACAAAUUUUCGUUCUGAAAUCAUAUUAGGGAAUUCUUUCCUGUGCCUAGUAGACUCAGUGACAAGAUGUGCUAUGUCGGGAGAGGUGUGCCGGAACACUAGAAAUGUGCUAUAUAAAUGUUAAUUAUGAUUGUACAUAAAAUAUUUAUUUUUCCAGGAAUUCCUUGAGAGUAGUUAUUUUUCUUCAAAAGCACCACAUAGUUAUGUUUACAAAACCACCGACCUAAAUAUUAUCAGAAUGUAAAUUUGGUUCUGGCUGGGAUCUCUUGUACUGCUGGGUUGAUUGAGCUUCAAUAAAUCGUUGGCGCAAGACCUGGA
This is a messenger RNA of Gekko japonicus, 1955 nucleotides long. RefSeq names its product cytochrome b561. Gene Ontology annotation, cellular component: lysosomal membrane. Bases 19 to 783 code for a protein of 254 amino acids. Lineage: Eukaryota; Metazoa; Chordata; Lepidosauria; Squamata; Gekkonidae. Gene Ontology annotation, molecular function: oxidoreductase activity. The record is from RefSeq and is a predicted model, not a curated record. The transcript has 5 exons.